AUGGAUGUGGUAGCAACAUUGGCAUCACAAAGAGCAGUGGUGAUAUUCAGCAAGAGUACUUGUUGUAUGUCUCAUGCAAUUAAGCGGUUGUUUUACGAGCAAGGCGUGAGCCCAGCGAUUGUAGAGAUCGAUCAGGACAUGUACGGCAAAGAUAUCGAGUGGGCCUUGGCCCGGUUAGGUUGCAGCCCUGCUGUUCCGGCUGUUUUUGUCGGAGGGAAAUUCGUAGGAACGGCCAACACUGUCAUGACUCUUCAUCUCAAUGGGUCAUUGAAAAGGCUGCUCAAGGAAGCUGGUGCUUUGUGGCUAUAG
Molecule: messenger RNA, 309 nt
Organism: Thlaspi arvense
Lineage: Eukaryota; Viridiplantae; Streptophyta; Magnoliopsida; Brassicales; Brassicaceae
Source: the annotation of a GenBank genome assembly